Clonostachys rhizophaga is the source of this 915-nucleotide messenger RNA. The record is from the annotation of a GenBank genome assembly. NCBI's taxonomy places the organism in Eukaryota, Fungi, Ascomycota, Sordariomycetes, Hypocreales, Bionectriaceae.
AUGUCCAAGAUUCUCACCGUUUUUGGCGCCACCGGAAACCAAGGCGGUUCCGUGAUCAGUGCGGUCCUCGCCGACCCUGUUCUUUCCAAGGAAUACAAGAUCCGCGGCGUCACUCGAGAUGCGUCUAAGCCAGCCGCCAAGGCACUGGCCAGCAAGGGCGUCGAGCUGGUUUCUGCGGAUCUCUCCUCUCCCGAAACGAUCAGGGGGGCGGUCGAAGGUGCCCACAGCGUCUUCAUUGUCACCAACUACUGGGAAUCAGGAUCUGCGGAAGUCGAGUUAGCGCAAGGCAAGGCCGUCGCUGACGCCAGUAAGGCCGCUGGGGUCAAACACCUCAUCUUCUCAUCCCUCAUCAAUGUGACUGAGGCGAGCAAGGGGGCUCUGACCCAUGUCAAACACUUCGAUGCCAAGGCUACCGUCGAGAAGUAUAUCCGCGAGAUCGGAGUCCCGGCAACAUUUAUUAUGCCCGGUUUUUACAUGUCCAACCUUUUUGAAAUGAUCCGAAAGAAUGAAGAUGGCACUUUUACAUGGGCUUUGCCUGUCGAUGGGGACAAGGCUCAAGUUCCUGUCUUUGACGCUUCUGGAGAUACUGGCUUGUUUGUCAAAGCGGCAUUGAAGCUUCGUGAGCCGACUGGAAAGCAGAUUUUGGCUACCGCCGAGUACAUCAGCCCCAAGCAGCUCAUCGCCGAAUUCUCCGAGGUUACAGGCCAUAAGGCGACUUUCGCCCAGGUUCCUGUUAACGUUUUCAAGUCGUUCCUGCCCCUGCAAAUAGCGGAUGAGAUGAACGACAACAUGCUGCUUCUGCAAGAACCAGGAUAUUACCAAGGCGCGGAUCUCGCGGAGAGUCUGCAGCUUCUGGAUGCAAAGCCUACUACCUGGAAGGCGUUUGUAGAGGCUAAUAAGGCGAAGUGGGAGUAA